Molecule: messenger RNA, 1119 nt
Organism: Periophthalmus magnuspinnatus
Lineage: Eukaryota; Metazoa; Chordata; Actinopteri; Gobiiformes; Gobiidae
Gene: cenpl
Product: centromere protein L
Exons: 5
Coding region: 25-1119 (364 amino acids)
Source: RefSeq, a predicted model, not a curated record
GCUUUGGACGAAAACAAAUCAGACAUGGAUCAGAAAGAAAACAGACAGUCGGGUGUGGUGCGGACGCCCUGUAGUACCACCCUGGUGCAGAGGAGGAGUAAGAGCUAUCGUCAGUCGUAUCGGAGCUGCUUUGGCGCUGCGUCUCGCCUCACUCACUGCUUCACUCCAAGACUCACAGCCAGAAGGCUCAACACGAGCAGGAGGCCGCCCAGACCACAGAAUAUCAAAGAGCAGCUGGCCCCGGAGCUCGUGUCUCUGCUCACAAAGGCAGAGUGGCAGUUGUGGUACGUGACUCCUCUGUUCCAGUUCAAAUACACGCGCCUGAAGAGCUACUCACGACAGCUCUCUGCAUUUAUUGCCGCUGAGCGACAGCAGGGCGUCGCCGUGGAGACUGAGGGGGGUCACGGGGUCAAGGCGAGUUUCAGUCUGGUGCAGGGGCUGGCGGAGAGAGAGGGGGACACAGAGGCCGUGCUCAUACAGAUCGCAUCCAGGCCGAUGUUCAGUCGCCCGGACGACCCAGAAAAAACGAUUUGGAGUGGUUGGUUUUCCUGUGUCCACGGCAACGUGGAUUACCUCACCUCUCUGUCCCAGGACUUCGUGUGCCUUCCCCUCUUCUGCUCCAGUGGGACUGAAAACAUCACCAGCAUUGUCAGAUCUUGGUUCAGCCGCUUCUUCGACUGCUCGUUUGGAUGUUUGGAAAUCAACCACACGACUCUACAGUGGCUCGCCACGCUUUGGACCAACUGCCAACAAGAAGCUGACCUGCAGCAUCUCAAAAUGACAUGGACCGUUCCUGUAGCGCCCCCUAUGCAGAUUACCUACACUGUCAACUCAGAAGAUGCGUGGGAUUUGUGGAGCAGCGUGAGGAAGAGUCUAAGGAAAGAUACGGAGGAGGAGGAAGCGAUAGACUUAGAGGAGGUGGAAGAAUUCAUGCGAGAAUUAAAAAGUCACUUCUACAGACACUUUAAACUGGAUCUGUCAGCAGGAACUCUGCAGCACGUGACCACAGCGCUGGGGUCAGCACGAAGCAAUGGGAGGAUAAAGAUUUCCAACAGUCGAUACAUGAUGAGCACACUGUCCUUGCUGACGGAAUGUGCUCUUCUCAAAAUGCCCAUCUGA